UCUUUUCUAAAGCGACAUGGUCUCUUCCCCCAAACCAAAAAUGGCUGCCGUCAUCGCACUCGACUCGACGAAUUUUGUCCAUCACUUCCUUGUUAUUCUCCUGCUUCUGAUAAUCCCUUGGGCAGCUCCUUUAUCUUUCGAUUUCCCCACUUUCCAACAAAGUGAUCUUACCAACGGUACUGGAUUAUUAAUUACUGAGGCAGACGCUGUUAUCGCCAACCAAUUCAUUCGCCUCACCAAAGACUUGGAUGGGGAAAAAACUAAUGGAAGUGUCGGCCGAGCUACCUACGGCGAACCCUUCCUCCUCCGGGACAAAGCUACUGGAAAACUUGCCGAUUUCAACACAAGUUUCACAUUCAGAUUUUAUGCCAGAAACUUCACCGCCCUCUUUUAUGACCAGGGGCUUGCUUUCUUCUUAGCGCCAAACGGAUCCUUAGUCAACCGAGCACUUGGAGUCGGUGGCAGUAUGAGCGUCCCUGCCAACAGCUCAGUGGAAAAUGCUACAGAGCCAAGCAAUGAGUACCCGUUUGUGGCGGUGGAGUUUGAUACCUCCCGGAAUUCAAGGCCAACGAUGGAGGAUCCAGGCAGUGGUCACGUGGGGAUUGACAUCAACUCUGUCAAGUCUAGUAUUACCAAGCCUUGGAAUAGUGGUAUUGUGAAAGGAAAACUUAAUCGUGUUUGGAUUAGUUAUAAUUCGAGCUCAAAAAAUAUUAGUGUUUCCCUCACCACUUAUGCGAAUGAUACCCGAAGGCAAGUGAUUACUUCUCUCAGUUAUUUGGUUGAUCUGAAUGAAUACUUGCCGGAUUGGGUCGUCGUCGGGUUUUCUGCUUCAACGGGUGCUGCUCCUGCUCUGAUUGACAUCAUGUCAUGGAAUUUCACUUCUACUUCGCUGGUAGGUGAUGGAUCCCUUGCUCUUUCCAACCAAGAAAAGAAAGGUCAAUCUCUAGUGCCUUCAGCCCAAACGAUAAAAGAUGAAUCUCUAGUUCCUGAGCCAAGCCCUAGAUCUAAUGUCAAGUCAAGAAGACGGAAGAAACGAAUGGGAGUCGUGAUCAGUAGUACUAUUGGUGGGUUUAUCUUGGCUUGUAUUUUAGCUUUGGGUUUGUAUAACUCGUGCAAGAAAAGAGCAACAGGAGGAAGGGCUGAUAUAGACCUUACGAUUCCUAAUGAAUUGGGUGAACAGUUCUCCGAUAAGAUAUUUAGUUAUAAAGAGUUGGCUAGGGCGACGAGGAACUUUUCUGAUGGAGAAUUGCUUGGAGUUGGAAGACAUGGUGCCUUUUACAAAGGCUACAUAGAAGAGUUGAAGACAUAUGUUGCUGUGAAGAAGAUAACAAGAAGAUCCGAACUGGUGCCCAAAGAGUCCGAACUAGUGCCCAAAGAGUAUGCAUCAGAAGUAAGGAUUAUCCGUGAACUUCAUCAUCGGAAUCUGGUGCAACUCGUUGGUUGGUGCCACAAAAAAGGAGAACUCCUACUUGUCUAUGAGUUCAUGCCUAACGGAAGCUUAGACAAUCAUUUAUUCAAAGAACAGAUCUCGUUAGUUUGGGAGGUUAGAUACAAAAUUGCUCAUGGCUUGGCUUCCGGGUUGCUCUAUUUACACGAAGAUUGUGGGCAAUGUUUGCUCCAUCGGGGGAUAGCAUCCAGCAACGUUAUGUUGGAUUCGAAUUUCAAUGCUAAACUUGGGGAUUUUAGAUUAGCUUGGCAUCUAUAUGAAAAACACUCGGACAGUAUGCCAUUAGCUCCAGAGUAUGCUGCCACACAGAGAGUUGCCAAGGAAUUUGACGUCUACAGCUUCGGAGUUGUUGCUUUGGAGAUUUCCUGUGGGAGAAAGGCCAUCGAACCAAGGUUGGCAAGUGGUCGAGUCAAUAUAAUUGAGUGGGUUUCGGAGCUUUAUGGACAAGGGAAGAUCAUCGAAGCAGCUGACCCGAAGUUGUGUGGAUUUGAUGGAAAACAAAUUGAGUGCUUGUUGAAAGUCGGGCUGUGGUGUGCUCAUCCAGAUUACAGUUCCAGACCUUCAAUGCGACAAGUGAUCCAAGUGCUUAACUGUGAAGUCGAAGUUCCGUUGCUCAUUCUCCCAUUAAGGACGCCAAUGUCCACCUCUCCUCCUGACAUAUCACUCUCAUCGUCGUCUAGUUCUAUCACCAGUUUUCAAGAAAACAGUGGGUCCUCAGGCCAUGGAGAUAUGGAUAACACCAAUUCCUUGGAUCCUGAACGUGUCGUUGAGAGCUUGGACCCUUCAGAACCUGUCACUGUGGUCUUACACCCAGAGUCGAAUAUUGCUACACACCGAUCAAGGACGCCAAUGACUACCUCUCCGGACAUACCACUCUCAGCGUCGUCUAUUUCUACCCCCCGUAUUGAGAGAAAAAAAGGGGUCCUCAAGCAUUUGUUCAAGAAAGUCCUCGGGAUGUCGUUGUGAUCUUAGACCCAGCGGCGUCUAGUACUCUCAUCUGUUAGAGAUAUUAAGUCAAUAGGUCAGAUGAUGACAAGUGUCAAAGGAUUAAGAGUAGUUGUUAGUUUUUAGUCUGAUGUGUUUGUUGUAUAAAUACUCAUUAACAGUGUUGCUUACAUAUCAAGAAAUACAUUUGAUACAAUUUUACUUC
Malus domestica (apple) is the source of this 2597-nucleotide messenger RNA. Its product is annotated as L-type lectin-domain containing receptor kinase IX.1-like. NCBI's taxonomy places the organism in Eukaryota, Viridiplantae, Streptophyta, Magnoliopsida, Rosales, Rosaceae. Gene Ontology annotation, biological process: protein phosphorylation. Gene Ontology annotation, molecular function: ATP binding; carbohydrate binding; protein kinase activity. The record is from RefSeq and is a predicted model, not a curated record. Gene Ontology annotation, cellular component: plasma membrane.